CCGGGUCACUCUUCAAGUGCUUCCUCAAUUGACAAAGACAAAAAUUCACAAAACAAAAGCGUGAUCUUCCUCUGUUCCUCAAAUGGCUCCGAUUGCAGUUGGAGAUGUCAUCCCAGACGGCACCUUGGCCUUCUUGGACAACGAUAACAAGCCACAGUCUGUGUCCAUUCACUCUCUUGCCAAGGGUAAAAAGGUCAUUAUCUUUGGUGUUCCCGGCGCCUUCACUCCCACUUGCAGCUUGAAGCAUGUGCCUGGCUUCAUUGAGAGAGCAGAGGAGCUGAAAGGAAAGGGUGUGGAUGAAAUCAUCUGUAUCAGUGUGAAUGAUCCCUUUGUGAUGAAGUCAUGGGCCAACACUUUCCCUGAGAACAAGCAUGUGACAUUUCUUGCUGAUGGGUCAGCCAAAUACACACAUGAUCUUGGGCUAGAGCUUGAUCUCUCCGAUAAGGGGCUUGGGAUCCGGUCCAAGAGGUUUGCGCUGCUCGUUGAAGACCUCAAGGUGAAGGUUGCUAACAUUGAGAGUGGUGGAGAGUUCACUGUGUCCAGUGCUGAAGAGAUCAUCAAGGCUCUUUAAUUUCCUGAAGAAUCUCUUUUGAUGAGAGUGUGUGUGUGUGUUAUCUUUACUAGAACAUGUUGGAGACAUUUUGAUUCAUAGAAUAUGUGAUGUGUGCUGUAAUUGCUGUUUUAAUAUUGGACCUAUGGUGCCUGUUAUGGAAAUAAAAUUGCAGCUUUCAGAGUA
Arachis duranensis is the source of this 736-nucleotide messenger RNA. Its product is annotated as peroxiredoxin-2B. NCBI's taxonomy places the organism in Eukaryota, Viridiplantae, Streptophyta, Magnoliopsida, Fabales, Fabaceae. Bases 83 to 571 code for a protein of 162 amino acids. The transcript is spliced from 3 exons. Gene Ontology annotation, cellular component: cytoplasm. The record is from RefSeq and is a predicted model, not a curated record. Gene Ontology annotation, biological process: cell redox homeostasis; cellular response to oxidative stress; hydrogen peroxide catabolic process. Gene Ontology annotation, molecular function: thioredoxin peroxidase activity.